AUGGACGCAGCAGCUGUGGCCGCCGCCGCGUCGGAGAUCCCAUGUGUCCGACAGCCGUUCUUCACUAACAAUUGGAACUCCUCGUUGCUCGUUCUGCGUAGGCCCGCAGUAAAUCUUACGCCAAAGUUUUCACCCAGAAAACUCAGCCGCACCACUUGUUGUACGUCGCCGUACCACUCCCCUAUCUUUUUGUUCAACUCAAAUGCUAGGGUUCCCUUUCGGUUGUGUUCCUUCAAAACCAGUUGUUUGAAUGACAAUGUCAGUGAUUCCGCGGGGGCUGUAAGUUUUGAGACUAUUUUAGCAAGGAGAACAAUAGCCAUUGCCGCCGUAGCUGUUGGGGUCCUAUUUAUAUUUAGAGGGCAAAGGACAUUGGCGGUGGAGGGUGUUGUGAGUACGGGUUACGGGGUCUGGGAGCGGAGCUUGUUGGCUCUGAGGAGCUCAUGGCCCAAGGUUUUGCAGGUUCUGACUCUUUUCAGGGAACAGGGUUUGAUUCUUGCGGCUCUACUAGGGCUAUCCGCGUUUUUCUCCAUGGCAGAGACCUCCAUCACAACGCUUUGGCCUUGGAAGGUGAGGGAAUUGGCUGAAAAAGAGUCUGAGAAUGGUGUCUUCAAAAUGCUACGAAAUGACGUUACUCGAUUUCUGACGACAAUCCUCAUUGGCACCACAGUUGUGAAUAUUGGUGCUACAGCAUUAGUCACUGAAGCUGCUACUGCCAUAUUUGGUGAAGCUGGUGUCAGUGCAGCUACUGGAGUCAUGACAGUUGCUAUUCUGCUUCUCACUGAAAUUACUCCGAAAAGUAUAGCUGUUCACAAUGCCACUGAGGUCGCAAGGUUUGUGGUCAGACCAGUGGCAUGGCUUUCACUUGUACUGUAUCCUGUCGGCAGAGUCGUAACGUAUUUGUCAAUGGGAAUGCUGAAAUUGCUAGGUUUGAAAGGAAGAAGCGAACCAUAUGUAACUGAGGAUGAACUAAAAUUGAUGUUACGUGGAGCUGAGUUAAGUGGGGCAAUUGAGGAGGAAGAACAGGACAUGAUUGAAAAUGUGUUGGAAAUAAAAGAUACUCAUGUUAGAGAGGUGAUGACACCUCUUGUUGAUGUUGUUGCCAUAGAUAGCAGUGCAACACUUGUUGAUUUUCAUAACUCCUGGGUGGAGCAUCAAUACUCCAGGGUUCCUGUCUUUGAGGAGCGAAUUGACAACAUUGUUGGUAUUGCAUAUGCAAUGGAUCUUUUGGAUUAUGUGCAGAAGGGGGAACUUCUAGAAAGUUCAGUGGUGGGAGAUAUGGCCCACAAACCUGCAUACUUUGUUCCUGAUUCAAUGUCUGUGUGGAAUCUUCUUAGAGAAUUUCGCAUCAGGAAGGUACACAUGGCUGUUGUUCUGAAUGAAUAUGGAGGAACAGUUGGUAUUGUGACACUUGAAGACGUGGUUGAAGAAAUUGUUGGUGAAAUUUUUGAUGAAAAUGAUUCAAAGGAGGAAAUUCGGAAAAAAACUGGGUAUGUGGUUAUGCGUGCUGAUGGUAUAUAUGACGUGGAUGCUAAUACAUCUAUCGACCAGCUCUCUGAAGAUCUAAACAUUAAAAUGCCAGAGGGUCAUCAGUAUGAAACGGUGUCAGGUUUUGUCUGUGAGGCAUUUGGGUAUAUCCCGAGGACAGGUGAGACCAUAAAAGUAGUCCUUGAAAGAGCUAGUCAAGAAGAUCAUGGUGAUUAUAAUGGGGCAGAAUCUAACCGUCUAGAUGAAAACGAGAAGACUCAUACAUUUAAACUUGAGAUAUUAGCUGGGAAUGCAAGAAAGGUUAGUGCUGUUCGGUUUGAACGAAUAAACAAUGAAGAGGCGCCACCGGGGGCCAAAGACGUUACUGUUUUGGUAACGAAAAUUAGGAAAAGAAAAUCAGGCAGUGAUGACGAAUUAGCUAGUACAGAGGUUGACGAGGAUCCAGUUCACGAAGUAGCAAAUGAUUAUGUGUCUAUACAGGAAGACAGUAAUAAGGAUCAGUCGAGCAAUUAG
This is a messenger RNA of Striga hermonthica, 1998 nucleotides long. The record is from the annotation of a GenBank genome assembly. NCBI's taxonomy places the organism in Eukaryota, Viridiplantae, Streptophyta, Magnoliopsida, Lamiales, Orobanchaceae.